AUGGCCAACACAGAUCCCUCCCAACUCAACAGCGACCCUGACCGUCUCCGGUUUGCUUACUGGGUCCCCAACGUCUCCGGCGGGCUCGUCAUCUCCAAAAUCCCCCAACGCACCUCCUGGGACCUCCCCUCCAACCUACGCUACGCCCGCGCCGCCGAAUCCGCCGGCUUCGAAUACGCCCUGACCCAAAUCCGCUUCACCGCCUCCUACGGCGCCUCCCACCAGCACGAGUCCGUCUCUUUCUCCCAGGCUCUCCUCCACGGCACCAGCAAACUGAAAGUGAUCGCGGCGAUCCUCCCGGGCCCAUGGAACCCGGCCGUGGUGGCGAAGCAGAUCGCGAGUAUUGAUAACUAUACCGAGGGCCGGGUGGCGGUGAAUAUUGUGUCUGGGUGGUUUAAGGGGGAGUUCACGGCGAUUGGGGAGUGGUGGUUGGAUCAUGCGGAACGGUACCGGCGAUCGAACGAGUUUAUGCAGUGUUUGCGGGGGAUCUGGACGGCGGAUCCGGAGGAAGGGUUCACGUUUGCGGGGGACUUUUAUCGGUUCCGCGGGUAUAAGUUGAGUCCGAAGCCGGUGCAGCAGCCGCAUCCGGAGAUUUUCCAGGGGGGGAAUAGUGAUGAUGCGAGGCGGAAUGGGGCGGAGGUGGCGGAUUGGUAUUUUAUGAACGGGAAUGAUCUGGAAGGGUUCAGGGCGCAGAUUGAGGAUGUGAAGGCGCGAGCGAGGGCGGUGGGCCGUGGGGAGCAUGUGAGGUUUGCGGUGAAUGGGUUUGUGAUUGUGCGCGAGACGGAGGAGGAGGCGGUGCGGGUGUUGCAGGAGAUUCAGGGGAAGGCGGACGCUGAGGCGGUGAAUGCGUUUGCGGGGGAGGUCAAGAACGCGGGCGCCAGCACGGCUAACAAGACGGGCAUGUGGGCGACCAGCACGUUUAAUGAUCUCGUGCAGUACAAUGACGGGUUCAAGACCAAGUUGAUCGGGACCAAGGAGCAGGUGGCCGAGCGGAUUGUGCUGCUCAAGAGCCUGGGCGUCAAUCUUGUGCUGACGGCUUUCCUGCAUUAUGAAGAGGAGGUGGAGCAGUUUGGGCGCGAUGUGCUGCCGCUGGUCAGGAAGCUCGAGGCCGAGGACAGGGGCAAGGAUGCCGCGUAUGAGAUUGAGCAGACCGGCGACGUGUACCGGAAGAAGAGCUCAUAG
Molecule: messenger RNA, 1182 nt
Organism: Dichotomopilus funicola
Lineage: Eukaryota; Fungi; Ascomycota; Sordariomycetes; Sordariales; Chaetomiaceae
Product: luciferase-like domain-containing protein
Exons: 2
Coding region: 1-1182 (393 amino acids)
Biological process (GO): alkanesulfonate catabolic process
Molecular function (GO): alkanesulfonate monooxygenase activity
Source: RefSeq, a predicted model, not a curated record